Chionomys nivalis (European snow vole) is the source of this 1093-nucleotide messenger RNA. RefSeq names its product DnaJ heat shock protein family (Hsp40) member C12 (gene Dnajc12). NCBI's taxonomy places the organism in Eukaryota, Metazoa, Chordata, Mammalia, Rodentia, Cricetidae. The coding region runs from base 76 to 672 and encodes 198 amino acids. The record is from RefSeq and is a predicted model, not a curated record. The transcript is spliced from 5 exons. Gene Ontology annotation, cellular component: cytoplasm.
AAGUGCUGCUGAAAUGUCAAGAGCUUUGUGGUCACUGUGUCUGGUCUGUGGCGCUGGAGAGGACCGGCUCUGUAAAUGGAUGCGAUACUGAACUACAGGCCGGAGGGCCGCGAGGAUUACUACGCCCUGCUCGGAUGCGAUGAGCUCUCCUCGGUUGAGCAAAUCUUGGCAGAAUUUAAGGUCAGAGCUCUGGAAUGCCACCCUGACAAGCAUCCAGAAAACUCCAAAGCCGUGGAAACAUUUCAGAAGUUGCAGAAGGCCAAGGAGGUUCUGACCAAUGCAGAGAGCCGCGCCCGCUAUGACCAUUGGCGGAGGAGCCAGAUGUCCAUGCCCUUUGAGCAGUGGGACGCUUUGGACGACUCCGUGAAAACCUCAAUGCACUGGGCUGUCAGAAGUAAGAAAGAUUUGAUGCUGGAAGGAGCUGACCAGACUUCUACCAACACUGUUCAAAACAAGGAAUGGGAUGAACAGAGAGAAACAAAGAAAGGAGAGCCAGGUUCAACCCCAGAGGGAAUGAGGCCAAAGGCACCUGGGUCCCCAGAGGAAGCCAUCUCCCCACAACAUUCAGGUUCCCCAGGUCUCUCAGAUUUGAACUAUGGCCACCUUCGUUUCCGCUGGUCUGGCGACGCUCCCUCAGAACUCCUGCGGAAGUUCAGAAACUACGAAAUUUGAAGUGUUGCUUCUCUGUGAGAGGGGCCAGGUAGCUGACUUUGCUGCCCCCUGUGCAGUUUCUGUUCACGUCUUAAAAAUGUGUGUGUGAGUGGCUCAGGACAGUCAUUCUCGAGCGUGCUUUGUUUUACUUUGGGCUUAGAAUUGAACCCAGGACCUCCUGUACACUCUGUGUCAUCGGCUCUUGCCUCCCGCCCCUCAACAUGUUAAGUGAGGAAAUUGUUCUAAAUCUAGUUUCUUUCAAUAUUUCAGUAAACUAAGGCUCUUAGAGCCACAUAGUUUGUAUCACAUGUGUUGUUUUCUUGUGAUUGUUAUUUGUAGAGAUCUGUUAAAAAUCAUUCCCUGCUAGACACACAAAAAUGUCUUCUGAAUUUUGACUUAAAAUGAAAUGUAGAAUCACUUGUCUGAAUUUCAUAGACCGAAA